Larimichthys crocea (large yellow croaker) is the source of this 5713-nucleotide messenger RNA. It is a transcript of the gene zmynd11, whose product is annotated as zinc finger, MYND-type containing 11. NCBI's taxonomy places the organism in Eukaryota, Metazoa, Chordata, Actinopteri, Sciaenidae. Gene Ontology annotation, cellular component: nucleus. The transcript has 17 exons. Gene Ontology annotation, biological process: regulation of transcription elongation by RNA polymerase II; regulation of signal transduction. Gene Ontology annotation, molecular function: transcription corepressor activity; DNA binding. The record is from RefSeq and is a predicted model, not a curated record. Bases 148 to 2187 code for a protein of 679 amino acids.
UGUGUGUUUACCUCCGUGGCCAGAGCUGGACACAAACCUCCAGCAGCUCCACCAGCCCUGAAAAAGAGACUAAUGUAAGCUUUCAUCGAGCUCAGUCCUUCGCGGGUUCCCCUCCGAGCGUCAGUGACACCUUAACAGAGUUGAAAGAUGAAUAAGGAAAUCAUGUCACGCGUGGUGAAGAAGAGGCAGGCGGACCCCAAGGUGGUCCAGUAUGUGUGGGCGGCCAUCGAGGUCAUCCGCAAUCAGAAACAAAUCGCGAACAUGGACAGGAUCUCCAAGUACCUGAGCCGUGUGUUUGGCAUGCACCCUAAGGAGACUGCCAGACAGCUGAGCUUGGCCGUGAAGGACGGCCUCGUGGUGGAGACCCUGACUGUCGGCUGCAAGGGCUCCAAGGCCGGCAUCGAGCAGGAAGGAUACUGGCUGCCCGGGGACGAGAUGGAGCCGAAAGCAGAAGGAAGCAAGGCAGUGGUGCAAAUCACUGAACAGGCCUGCUCUAUGGAGUGGGAGACGGAGAGCCACGACUGGUACUGCUUCGAGUGUCACCUACCGGGCGACGUCCUCACGUGCGACAACUGCUUCCGGGUUUAUCACCUCAAAUGUCUGUCGGAGGACUUCAAGCCCAGAGAUGGAGGAUCCCACUGGCAGUGUGUCGUCUGCAGGGGCAGUAAAAAGAAGAACCUGAACAAACAGGAGAUGAGUAAAUAUCUGCGCUUCAUCGUCCAGCGUAUGAAGGAGAGGGCCGUGGACCUUAACAAGAAAGGCAAAGACACUAAACACCCCAUGUACAAACGGCUGAUCCACACCGCGCUGGACGUCACAAACAUCCACGAGAAUCUGUCUGAAGGAAAAUAUAAAAGCUUCGAGGAGUUCAAAGCAGACGCUCAGCUGAUCGUUCACAACACCGCCAUCUUGUACGGAGUUCACAGCGACCAGGCCGAGAUCGCACGGCUGCUCUUCAGCGACACAUGCCACGAGUUGAAUGAAUUGUUGUUGUGUAAGAACUGUUUCUACCUGUCGAACGCCCGGCCAGACAACUGGUUCUGUUAUCCCUGCACCCCCAGCCACGACUUGGUGUGGGCCAAGAUGAAAGGAUUUGGCUACUGGCCGGCCAAAGUCCUUCAGAGGGAGGACAACCAGGUGGACGUUCGCUUCUUUGGCCACCAGCACCAGAGAGCGUGGAUCCCUGCAGACAACAUCCAGGACAUCAAGGUGAGCGUCCAGCAGCUGCAGGUGAAGCGCAGCAACGGUUGGAAGAAGGCGUGCGAGGAGCUGGAGGUGUACCAGCGCUUCCUGAGGGAGGGUCGCUUCUGGAAGUCCAAGAUGGAGGAGGCCAGCAUGCCGCACCAGCACCUCCAGCAGAGCCAGAGCCAGAACCAGAGCCAGAGCCAGAGCCAGAACCAGAAUCAUAACCAGAGCCAGAGCCAACGGCCGCAGCAGGAGAGCAGCGGGAGGACGGACAGGCUGGAGCGGACGGACGAAGCCGAGUCCAGCAUCUCCUCCACCAGCAACGAGCAGGUCCGACAUCUCAAAGGCAGCCAGGAGCCGAAAGCGAAGAAAAGCCGUCGAUCUCAAAUGGUCGAGCCCAAAGAAGAAGCCAGUGACCCGGAGCCAGAGAUGGAGGCGGUCAGCUCCAGCCAAGAGAUCCCGGUGUCGUCGGCGCCUCAGCAGCCCGAGAAGCUGUCGGUGUCCACGCAGACCAAGAAGGCCAACGGAGGGUCGCCGCGCACGCUGCACCGCGGCACUCAGACCAGCAGCGACGGCGCCUGCCAGAACAUGUGCCACGAGAAGUACACGAAGGUCUUCAACGACGUGAAGGAGAUGAUGAAGGCCGACAACAAGAGGGAGACGGAGAGGGUGGUCAGAGAGGCUCUGGAGAAGCUCCGUGUGGAGAUGGAGGAGGAGAAGCGCCAGGCGGUCAGCAAGGCGGUGGCCGGGGCUCAGGCGGAGAUGGAGAGGAAGUGUAAGCAGGUGAAGGAGAAGUGUAAAGAGGAGCUGGUGGAGGAGGUGAAGAAACUCGUGGCCCAAAACAAACAGCUCAUCUCCCAGACGAAGAAGAAGCAGUGGUGUUAUAACUGUGAGGAGGAGGCCAUGUACCACUGCUGCUGGAACACCUCGUACUGCUCCAUCAAGUGUCAGCAGGAGCACUGGCACGCCGACCACAAACGAACCUGCCGCAGGAAGAGAUGAACAAGCCCCGCCCCCUUCUUCACCCUACACAGCACGCCAUUGGCUCUCCUCCGCCUCCUCCUCCUGUCAGUCAGUGUCUAUAACACACAAACACACACACACACACUCCUCCCUCCUGCUUCUCUUACUUGCCUUCCUGAAAACUUUGUGGACCCGACGUUUUUCUGCGUGAAAAGAGCAAUUUGUUCUCUCUUAUUUAACGUACGCAUUGUCUGGAUUUUUCUUUCUGUAUUUGUUUAUAUUUUCUCUCCUCCGAAUCGUGAACAGAUUGCUCGUGAGCGCGGCUCCACCGCAGAGUUUUUUGGUAUGAUUUUAAAUCUUUUUUUUUUUUUUGUUUUCUUUACUGAAGUGCUAAUUUUAAGCUCGUGUCAGAGAAUGUUAUUUAAGUGUUGAGUAACAUGAGCAUCAACUGAACAUUUUAUUACCUGAAUUUUUAAAACGACAACAAACAAACAAAAGUAAAUAAAUCACUUUUUCUUACUGUAAAAUGCAACAAGUCAACGAAUCAAACGCACCGUCGGAAAAAAAACAAACAAGUCCCAUCGCAGCAUUGAACUCGCUCUGCUUUCAUAGAGAAACUAUUUAAAAUGAAAAAAAAAGACAAAACACUGCUUGCACAUCUCGAUGGCUCACAGACGUUAAUAUAUUCUUUGUUUUUUUUUUGCGGUGGAUGGCACCUUUUUAUCGUUUCUACCUAAAAUCUUCUCGUCCUGAAGUCACUUAUUGGGGACAGGGUCACAGAGUCGGCCUUAAAAGACGCCGGCAAAUUAAAGCUUCCAUGUAUUAUUAUGAUUAAUAUUAUUAUGCACAUUUUUUUUUUUUUUAAAGUCAGAUAUUACAAAAAAUAAAUUGGUUCUAAAUUGGGCGGGGUGUAUUGUAAUCUUUCCUGAGCUGGAUCUUAGAGAGGUUCCAUGAUUCGACACUUUCUUAACAACACUUUUUUUGUAAUAUUGCCAAAAACUUUAGUUCGGACCUACCUGAGACGUCGUGGCGAGUCGUCUGUAUAUUUUUUUUUCCAGAGCGUCGUCAGUGUCAUUUUUAUUUUUUACAGUGAUGUUCACUCGAAUCUUUCACUGCUUUCUGCUGUAGUUGGUGGUCAGUGCCUCUUUUUUUUUUUUUUUCAGGCUACAUGCAUGUCAACAGUUUCAUACUUUGUCUUUUUUCAUCAUUACGGUAAAAUAAAAACACAAAAAAAUCAAAUAAAAACUUAAAAAAAAAUGGAAAGACCAGAACUUCUCUGGUGUCUCAAAGCAGUGACGACGGAUGGACCAAUAUAUAAAACAUUAUGCAAAUGUGAAUGAUUAAAAUCUUUUCUAUCGUUUUUUUUUUUUCCUGCGCUGGAUGUCGAGUGUCGAUGGUGUAGAAAUAUGGUGCUUGGAUUCUUUGUUAUUUUCUCAAAGCGGCAAUAAAAUUGCCAGUUUUUUUUUGAUUUUUCUUCGACACUUUUAAAAGUUUGUUGUUCCUCAGUUAUGAAGAUUGACUGAACGGAGGAAAGAACUUCAGUUACUCUGUACAGACGCGUCGCUUUGUUUUUACACACAGAUUGCUGUUUUAUCAGUUUGUUGCUUCUGUUAACGUGAUGAAUAAAACACCGUAAAUUCUCACAUAGUGGGAUGAUCUUAUACACUUUGCCCUGCUGCAAAUUUAAAAACCUCCUUCAUCAGCUCGGUUUGUGUGCAAAGUCAAAAACAGUUUUUCCGUUCUCUGCUAACAGAAAAUAAUUCAACACACGAGCCGACAGACCGAACGUCAAAGACAAAGAGAUCUUCCUGUGGCCUUCUUCUCUGCUGCAAGUACAAGUAUGUACUGUAUGUUAGUACACGAGAAAUUCAUGUAGGAGAUGAUGCAGUACAUGCUACGAUUGUUAGUUAGAGUUAGUUUUCAUUAUUGAUCAAUCUACCUGUUCAUUUAUUAAUUUAAAUUCUAAAAUAGGAGAAAGUUUUAAAUUGUCCAUCGAGCCCAAAGAGCAGAGAUACGUACAAAAUAAAUGAUCGAUUUGUUUAGUCAGCACGCUUCCUUUCACCUGGAAGGCUUUUAUUGUGAAGUACACACAGGAAGUGUUGAGUUUUCUAAACAUCAGCCUGAAGUUCGAUAUUUUUCUUAGUGUGAAUAAUUCCCAUCGUCCGUCUCUCGAUGCUUUGACUUCCUGUCUGCGGCUCCGACUCACUGAUGUAAAUCUGAAAAAGCACAAACAUGACGGAGGAAAUCAUGUUUCUGUGGGGGGUUAAUCCACGACACACACACACACACACACACACACACAAAAUAUCCAAUUAUUGUUCAUGAAUAUUUGAAUGACGGUUUGUAUAAGAACAGUUGCUCACUAUUAGAGAAUUUACGGUAACUGUUCCAGACUUGGACAUGCUCGCUCGCUCGAGUCUUUCUUUGGAAACUCAUUUAAGUGUAUCACUUUAAGAUUUAACAUGUUAUUGUACAGUUCAGCUGAUCUUUGAUUUCAUCCUGCUCAUUUUUUAAAAAAUAUUUUAUCUCUGGAAAGAAAAUGUUCUCCCGUUGUGUUUCACCAACAUCGUCUGUCAUCGUCAUUGCACUACAUGUAAAUAAAGAGUCAUCCUGUCGAUCUCCCUCCUGUUAUAUAUGCACAUUGUAAAUUGACUCAUGAUUUCAGCUGUUUGUUAUUUUCUUCUUGUCCUGUAUUCACAGCGAUCUGGAUGACUGUUAGUUCUAGUUUUGUACAAUGUACAACCGUUACCAUAUCAGCUCCGGCUUGUGUUGUUAACCACGACACUCUGAGGCGUGUGUCACAUUUUCCCAGCAUGCGUGUGCGUUCCCGGUUCGAUUACUUUUAAUCGCUUUUUAUAAAACUCGAGUGAGAAGCCGCACCACGCAUCGACGUAUCCCGAUAUUUCAGUGAGUUGUUUAAAACGCACGAACCGAUUUCAUGUUACACACACACACGUGACCUGCUUUUCUUUGACUGUUUUUAUAUUCGUCCAUCCAGCCGUGAAAAGAUUUCAGUGUGAAAAGUUUUUAUUUUUUCUCCCCCCUCCGUAUGUGGAAAACUUUUUGAUGUCAUUCCAGUUUGUAUCUCUGGUUUUUAACUGCAUGAGUAAAAGGUGUGUGUGUCCGCAGCUCCUUUUUCUUUGUUUUUAUUUUCUCCAUGUAAGAGAAGACAUAGUUGCACUCCCUCAGAGUAACGCAAUAUGACAAUGAUCUUUGUUUUUAUUUUACUGGAACUUCAGUCGAGUUAAUUUUCGAGUAAAGCCGUCAGAUUGUCGCCCACAACGCGACUUCUCGCUGUUCUUAUUCCAGAGUACUUUAGUUCAUCAUACUAUGAGUACAAGUACUGUACUUAUAAAGUAUUCCUGUACUUGUAACUGGAAUAAAACCAGCGUGAAGUUUCCUUUUUUCUUUUUUUUUUUAGGUCAUCUUGUUCUGUCCAUAUGUAAACUCAAUUGUGGCUUAACAUUUUCUAUGCUCCUGACAUUUUUUUGAUGCUUUAGCUAGCAAUAUGUAUAUAAAUAUAUUCUAUGUGCUAACAUGGAGAAAAAUAAAUGUAUCAACAAGU